AUGUCCCUCACAAACGAAGAUUGGGAAGAAAUCCGCCAGGACAUCCCCUCGGUCUCGGACCCUUUCAUCGCACAGUACAUCAAUGGUCGCGAAGCGCUCAUCGCCCAGGAGCACAAGUCACGCGCCGACGCUUCCUUCCGCGCCGCGGCUUCGCCCAUUGCCCGCCGUGCGGCUGACAUUGUCGCCCGCAUCCGCGACGAGGAGAAGCGGACGAUAUGGAACGCGCAGGCCGAAGAGGACCUCGCCACGAGCGAGGGUCUUGCACCUUUCCCCGGGAUGAUGUUCACGCUCGCCAAGCAGCGCCUCGAAACGACCCGUCUGUGGCGCAUUGUGCAGAAGAUGCCCAAGGGCUCUCUUCUCCACGCUCACUUGGACGCCAUGGUUGACUUUGAUUUCCUGUUCGAUGUUCUGCUGAACACCCCCGGCAUGCAUUUUGCGGCGGACGAGCCCCUCUCGAACGAGGCGGCCAAGUCCAACUCUGGAGUUCACUUCAGAUUCAAAAAGGAGGAGAACAGCCAGAGUUCACCGUGGGAGAACAGCUAUGUUCCCGGAGAAUUUCGGCUGCUUGCCAAGACGGCGGACGAGUAUCCCGACGGCGGGAGGACGGGAUUCCUGAAAUGGCUGAAGGCGAGAUGUACCAUCACGCUGACGGAUAGCAUGGAGCAGCACCACGGUAUUGACGCCGUGUGGCGCAAGUUUGUCUCAUGCUUCACAGUCACCAGCACCAUCAUUCACUACGAGCCUAUUUUCCGCGCCUUUCUGAAGAGGCUCAUGGCGUCGCUGCUGGCGGACGGCAUCUACUGGAUUGAACUCAGGUUUACUUGGCCGCUCAACUAUUGCCGCGACAGGCAAGAGGAGCCAGAGAAGGACUACAACCACAUGUUCCAGGUAAUGGAGGAGGAGCUCGCGCUCUUCAAGUCCGACCCCGCCAACGCCGCCUUCUGGGGCUUCCGCACCAUCUGGACCACCAUCCGUCAACUGCCUACGCGCGACAUCAUCGAGAGUAUGGACAACUGCAUCACCACCAAGAUCUCGUGGCCGCACCUCAUCGCCGGCUACGACCUCGUCGGCCAGGAGGACCUGGGCCGGCCCCUGCGCGACCUGCUCCCGGAGCUCUUCUGGUUCCGCAAGCAGUGCGCGCAGGAGGGCGUCAACCUCCCCUUCUUCUUCCACGCCGGCGAGACGCUUGGCGACGGCGACGAAACGGACCAGAACCUCUUUGACGCCAUCCUCCUCGGCACGCGCCGCAUCGGUCACGGCUUCUCCCUGUACAAGCACCCACUCCUCAUCGACAUGAUUAAGGACAAGCGCAUCCUCGUCGAGUCGUGCCCCAUUAGCAACGAGGUCCUCCGCCUCUGCGGCUCCAUCAUGUCGCACCCGCUACCCGCGCUGCUGUCCCGCGGCGUCCCCUGCGCUCUUUGCAACGACGACCCGGCCAUGCUGGGCCAGGACACGGCGGGCAUGUCGCACGACUACUGGCAGGCGCUGCAGGGCUGGGAGAACGUCGGGCUGCUGGGCCUGGGAUCCAUGGCCGAGAACAGCGUGCGGUGGUCCGCGUUCGAGGACGAGACCCCUGAGCAGUGGACCGCGGGCAUCAAAGAGGCGAGCCUGGGGUCAGGCGUCAAGGCGGACCGGCUCAAACAGUGGGCAACCGAGUGGGAAAAGUUCUGUCUCUGGAUCGUGGAAGAGUUCGGCGAAGAGUCGGGAAAGGCAUAA
Messenger RNA from Colletotrichum higginsianum IMI 349063, 1716 nucleotides. RefSeq names its product Adenosine/AMP deaminase. Gene Ontology annotation, biological process: inosine biosynthetic process; adenosine catabolic process. Lineage: Eukaryota; Fungi; Ascomycota; Sordariomycetes; Glomerellales; Glomerellaceae. Bases 1 to 1716 code for a protein of 571 amino acids. Gene Ontology annotation, molecular function: adenosine deaminase activity. The transcript is spliced from 2 exons. The record is from RefSeq and is a predicted model, not a curated record.